UCAUUCGUCAUCCUCUGCUUUCCCUCCCACUUUUCACACACUGCACACACUCAAAAUCCCAUCUUUACUUCACACUUUUCACACACACACGGAGUCUCAGCUGCAGCUCCAAUGGCGGCGGUGGCAGAGCUAACCCAAUACACAAACACAGCCCGCCGUUUUUCAUCGGAGGUUUCGUAUGCCUCCACGAGAAUUUCCGGCCGCCGCCGCCUCCAUCUCCGGCCGAUCAGGAAUUCGGGAAUUAGGUGCUCUGUCACGUCUAAUGAAGUUCAGGCGGCGCCGGAGGCGGUGAAGGCGGAGGAAGUGAAGAAGAAAGCUGAGUGCUAUGGGGUUUUUUGUCUCACUUAUGAUCUCAAAGCUGAAGAGGAGACGAAAUCGUGGAAGAAGUUGGUUAACAUCGCGGUCUCCGGUGCUGCGGGGAUGAUAUCCAAUCAUCUACUCUUCAAACUUGCUUCUGGUGAGGUUCUUGGAUAUGAUCAGCCGAUUGCCUUGAAGUUGUUGGGAUCCGAGCGAUCACUGCAGGCGCUUGAAGGUGUGGCAAUGGAGCUUGAGGACUCGUUGUUUCCCCUAUUAAGGGAAGUGAGCAUCGGCAUUGAUCCAUACGAAGUGUUCCAAGAUGCGGAUUGGGCUCUCCUGAUCGGAGCCAAGCCUCGUGGACCUGGCAUGGAGCGAGCAGCGCUACUAGACAUCAAUGGACAAAUCUUUGUCGAACAGGGGAAGGCCCUCAAUGCUGUUGCUUCCCGUGAUGUGAAAGUGCUCGUUGUGGGCAACCCUUGCAACACCAACGCAUUGAUCUGUAUGAAAAAUGCUCCGAACAUCCCUGCCAAAAACUUCCAUGCCUUGACAAGGUUGGAUGAGAAUAGAGCAAAAUGUCAGCUCGCCUUGAAGGCAGGAGUCUUCUACGACAAAGUGUCGAAUGUGACCAUUUGGGGAAACCACUCUACCACUCAGGUUCCGGACUUCUUGAACGCUAGGAUCAACAGUUUGCCCGUCAAGGAGGUUAUCAAAGAUACUAAAUGGCUAGAAGAAGAGUUCACAAACAAGGUCCAAACGAGAGGUGGCGUUCUCAUUAAGAAAUGGGGAAGAUCAUCAGCUGCAUCGACAGCUGUUUCCAUUGUUGACGCGAUGAGAUCUCUUGUGACGCCUACGCCCGAGGGAGAUUGGUUUUCAACAGCAGUAUAUACCAAUGGGAAUCCUUACGGUAUAGCAGACGACAUCGUCUUCAGCAUGCCUUGCAGAUCUAAUGGAGAUGGAGAUUAUGAACUCGUCAAGGACGUGGAAUUCGACGACUACCUUUGGAAUCGAAUCAAGACGACUGAAGCUGAGCUGCUGGCAGAGAAGAAAUGUGUAGCUCACCUUACAGGUGAGGGCAUUGCUGUAUGUGAUCUCCCCGGGGACACGAUGCUCCCCGGAGAAAUGUGAGAUAGAUCAUCGCACAGUGUCGGCCGGCUCGGGCCUAGUCUUGGCUGUGAGUAUGUAUUUGUUGAAUAGCAUCAAAAAGACCAAGACAUUUGCACUAAUAAUGGGUGCAUUUUGCACCCACAGUUCUCACAUACCACAAACUCAUUCAGGCUGUUGUAAUGUUACUUAUGCUUUAGCUUCAAUGUAAAACCCUAUUUGCAGAAA
Salvia splendens (bonfire salvia) is the source of this 1626-nucleotide messenger RNA. RefSeq names its product malate dehydrogenase [NADP], chloroplastic. The record is from RefSeq and is a predicted model, not a curated record. The transcript has 13 exons. NCBI's taxonomy places the organism in Eukaryota, Viridiplantae, Streptophyta, Magnoliopsida, Lamiales, Lamiaceae. Gene Ontology annotation, biological process: malate metabolic process. The coding region runs from base 112 to 1422 and encodes 436 amino acids. Gene Ontology annotation, molecular function: L-malate dehydrogenase (NADP+) activity.